GCCCUCGUGAUUCCACCAUAUUGAUCCUCCGAGCAGUUCUUCCUACCCGGAGCAGUUUCGUCCUAGGCAAUUCAAACCUUACUCCGUUCUUCCGAGUAGGGGGAGAACAGAGUUUUCUACUGCAGAAUAAGAAAAACCAGGUGUACAGCUGAAUGAGCUGGCUAUGACCCCGGAACAUGUUCAAAGGGUUCAAGAAAGCAGUGAAAGGAGGAAUUAGUACUGUUACAGAGCAAGGAACUAACCUUGCUGGAAAGGUCGUCGGUGAUUCUGUAGAUCUUAAGGAUAAAUUUGCGGACGGUGCGAAGAAAACUUUACAAGGAGGAGUUCAACUUGUAUCGGAGGGAGCAGAAAAGGCGCAGGAAUCUAAUGCUUCUGAGUACAAGGAGAGAACUAAAGAAGUAGCGCAUAAAGUUAAACAUUACGGAGCUUUCGGAGAGGAUUAUCUAGGCUACACAGAUCCCGGGAAAGACCUGCGGAAAGCGGUCAAAGCAAAAGAAAAAGCUGCAAAGAAAGCAAAGAAAGAGAAGAAAAGAAAAGGAAUCAAAGAAGAAGAUCUUUUUGAUCCGAAGAAUCUUGAAAAGUACAGAAAAGAAUUAGAAGAAAAGAGAAAGUUAGCAGAAGAAGAGAACGAGGAGAAGGAGAAUACCGAGGAGAAACCGGAGAAAGGAGAUCUUAAACUAGAUCUUAAAGAGACAUCAACUACUGGAGACUGGAGCAAUCAGGCCAGCCCAGACUUUGGAUCUGUUGAGGCCGGCAGUCCUGAGGACAAACAGGACAAGGAGGCCCCUGGGAGGACACCCAAGGAGGAUUCAGAGGGAUGGAAGAAAUUCCAAGAAUUAACUUCAGGGAUAGAUCAAGUUUUAAAAGAAAAAACAAGUAAACUUGAAGAAAUCAAAGUUGACAGCUAUUAUCAGAGGAAGAAAACUCAGGUUGAGAUCCUUGAAGACUCCAAGGUUGCCCGUCCUACUAAUCUAGUUGGGAAAAGGAAGAAGAAGUGGGUUGAUCUUGAUAAAGACGGGUUCGAGGAAGAAGAGGGAGGAGAGGAACUCUCUGAUUCCGAACCUGAAGAGGAGGAAAAACCUGUAGAGGAACCUGUUGAGGAGGCAGUAGAGGAGGAGGAACCUGCUAAGGAGGAGGAGAAGGAGGAAGACGAUAAACCUGCUGGAUAUAUUGAUAUUCCUGACGAUGAACCUGUAGAUCUUGAAGACGAAGACAAUCUAUUCAACACAGGGUUUGCUGAUGCUAUCAUCAGUGGAGAUCUUAAGCUAGCUGUUAUCCCAGACAGUCCUGAACCUAUUGACGAAGACGAUCCAUUUGACACAAAGUUUGCUCAAGAUAUAGUUGAGAAACAUCAGCAGGAGAAGAAGGUUAAAGAGAGGGUUGAGAGUAAUAAAGUCAAGUUUGGUUGUAUCGCUGCAGCUGCAGAUGUUCUUUCAGGAAAGGCUAAGAAAGUAGAUAAGAGUGCAGUUGAGCACACUGUAAAGAAGAAAAGAAGGCGAGCAAAUCGCAUCAAUCUUAUUGCUGAGGAUAUCGAUGAUGUGACCGCACUUGAUGAAAUCGAAGGUGUUGACCUAGACCGAGCUGACAAAGUUGAUAAACUAGACGUAUUCUCAGCAGAAGACGGGUUAGAAGUCCCAGUUGGAGAUCUUUUGUGUAGCACACCUUCUCCAGGUCCAGUAGCAACACAGGAGCUUCUAGAUCUUGAUCUUUCAACCCACACAGAGCAGAGGCUCUCUGAAGAUCUUAAAGAAUUUGACGUUGUUCAAGGAGAAGAGGUUGCACUUACCAGCAAUUUUGCAAUCCUUGCUGCUGAAUUUGCUGAAGCUGAAGUAGAAGAAGCUGAUCCUUUUGACGAAGCAUUUGAUCAACUUGCCAAGGAAUCGAUCAACAAGAAGACUCUUGAGGAGAUAGAAAGUGAUCUCUACAACGACGAUCUUUUUGACACUUCAAAAGCUGACGAAGUUCUUCGUCUUGCUUCUCUCACCGCUGUUGUAAACAAGCAGGAGGUUGAGGUUGAGUUUGAUACAUUCGACGAUAAAGAUCCGUUUGAUACAACUGAAUACGAACAUCUGACGAAGGAUCACGAGGAAGAUCUUGAGUUUGAACAGCUUGCUAAAAGAGAUCCUCACGAGACUAUUGGAGGAACUGGAGAUAUAGGGGUCGAUCCAUUUGAUGUAAUAGAUCAGCAGCUUAAUCAGAAUCAGAGCCCUAGUGCAGACGAGGGCUGGGCAGCUUUUGGUGAGGUUAAACCCCGCCCAUCUCGCCCGCUGCCUCCUAGACCAGCUCCACCCCGACCUGCUCCACCCUCUAGACCAUCAGCACCAAGGGUGGAGAUUGACUACGCCUCUGGAAGAAACACUCCAUCUGUUAUUGUUAAAGCUCCCAGCUCUGAAUCUAUUAAAUCCUGGAAUGUUGCUGAAGCUGAGACUUUGAUCAGAAAGUCUAAUAUUGAGGCUAUUGAAGCAUCUGAAUUGGAACACAAGGGUGAAGUUGAUCCUUUUGACACUACAGAAUACGAAGGAGUUGUAGCUGAGCUUAAAGCUAAGGAAGUUGACCCAUUUGACACAACCUUGUGCAAGCUAGAAGGACCAAGCAAAACUGAACUUCAGUUAUUAGAAAAAGAAAUUCUUGAUCCUACUGCUUCAGGAGAAUCAGGAGAUAAAUCUAACCUUGAUAUUCUUGCUGAUCUUGAAAAGGAUAUAGAGCUAGAGGAGUCUAUUGAUCCAUUUGAUACUGGGUUUGCAGCAGCUGUUCUACCAGACAAGGGUGAUCCUUUUGACACCACCCAUCUUACCAAACUUGUCAAGCAGGGAAGUAUUGACGAUCCAGACUUUGAUCCUUUUGAUACCACAGUUGCAGAUAAAGUCAUUCCAGUAAGGAAACCUAAAGUCAGUCAGAGGUCCACUGUUUCCAUUGAAGACGACGACUUUGAUCCUGAAACCACAUUUAAAGUCCAGAAGAAAAGAAGGCCACCCCCACCAAGGCCAGCUGCUGUUGAUCCUUUCUCAAUAAACUCAAACGAGUUUGAAUCAAGUUCUCCAGCAAAGAUAUUGACCCCACUUACUGAAGUCAAGGAGUCUACUGAAGAAAAUUGGGCAACUUCCCAAAACCAAGAGUUAAAGAAUCUAGAAGAGGAAUUUUUGGGAGAUAUUGGAGGACCUUUAAAAAGGAGUUUCACAGACGACGAUUUUGACCCAAGAGGACCAGAAACUCCACCAGCAGCUCCAGAACCAGACGAGUUUGAACUUGAAGAGGAAGAGGACGAUCCAUUUGACACAAGUUCAGUUUUGGUAUUAAACAUGGCGAAUCCAAACCCUUUUCUAUUUGGUGGUCCUCCUGCUGCUGAAAUGGCUAAUCCAUUCAUGGAUGCGCCUCAGGGAAUGGCUGAAGUGAAUCCAUUCAUGAUGCAACAGCAGAUGAUGGGGCAAGCAGGGUAUGCUAGUUACAACCAAUAUGGACAACAGGCUCAUGUUCCACAACCUGAGCAAGCAAAUCCUUUUGGUGAUUAUUCCAGUAUGGGAUAUGAGGCUCCAAAUGUCAAUUCAAUGUAUUAUGGGUCUCAACAGCAAAAUCCAUAUUACAAUGAUCAGUUUGCAUCAAUGCCACAUAUGACAACUGAUACUAGCACAGUGCCUUCAAACGCAAACCAGCAUUAUUCUCUUGGCAAUGCAGCUGGAGCUGCUCUAUUCGGUGUUGAACCUACAGGCUCUAGUGCUAUGUCUAUUGCAAGUUCUACUCCAGAAGCGAAUCCAUUUUUAACUAUUGCUGAAUCUCCUGCAAGUAUUGCACCUGUUGCUUCCGCAGAGGGAGCUGACACUCCAACAGCAAUAAAUCCCUUUGCAGAUAAUGUUGAAGCUCAAGUGGAGGAACCAGAAGUUGGGGUUGAACUAAAUGAAAACCAAUUGGUUGACACUGAAACUUUUCCAGAUCCACCUUCUGAAUUAUUACUUACAGAGAGACCACAAACUUUAGUCACUGAAAUGGUUGGUGGACUUGAAGUCAGCACCUCUGAUAUGCUUCAAAAGUUAGAAAUUGCAAAGACCCCAGUGGCUCCUGGUCUUGAGGAGAAGCAGAUAGAGGACUCUGAUUCAGAUGAGGAGGUAGAGAAAAAUGUGAAUCCUACUGCUGAUCUUAAUAUUGGUGAUACUCCUGAAAUUAAUAUUGAAGAAUCAAAAGAUGAGGUUAAUAUUAUUGAAGAGAAAGAGUCCACAGGGUUUAGUGGUAUUUUUGGAAAUGAAUUAAAUGAUACUGGAGAGACAAUACAGACUGCCACAAGUCAUGUUGACCUUUACUCUGAGACAGCAGAUUCUAAAGAAGAGUUUAAUGUCCAAGAAGAGGAUAAGGAAGAACCAGCUUUGGCAGAACCACAAGAAGAAACAGAAGAAGAAGUAGUAGAAGAAGUCAAACCAGUUUACCAAACUGGAGGCACAGCUGCUGGUCUAUUUGAUGACCUUCCAGUUAAUGGGUAUGCACCUGGCGUUAGCACUGGUGAUGCUCUUUUCUCUGACAUGCCCAGUGUUCCUGACAUAAAGUCCACUGGAGCAGCAAUAUUUGGUCUUAGUGAUGAAAGUGCUGCAGGUUCAACAGGUGCUGCUCUGUUUGACAUAGUAGCUCCUGAACCAAGCAAGCCUUGUCACGGGGAGAUGAGUGGCUGGGAUGAAAAUUUUGAUAAAAUGUUUGAAAAAGCAGAAAUGCAAGCUGUUGCUGCUCCUGCAGAUGCUUUUGGAGGUGGCUUUGGUCAGGGUGCUGCUGCCUUUGGAUAUGCAGCUCCCCCAACAUUUGGAGAAGACCCAGCCUUUGGAGAUAGUUUUGGAAUGCUUCCAGUUGCUGCAGAUAUGAACAAUCCAUUCCUAGCUGAACAAUCUGGAAUGCCAGGACCAGGAGAUAAAAAUGGAGACGAAGUUGAGUCUCCAUUGUUUGACUCUGAUGUUUCCAAACCUUUAGAGCCAUUCCCUCGUCUGCAUUCAGAUACUGAUGUUUGGGAAAUGUAUAUCAGACAUCCACCCAAGAAGAAGAUCACAGCACAAAGGUUCUGGAAGAAGGUUUUUGUAAGAAUUGUAAACCAAGGAGAAAAUCCAGCCAUACUUCUGUUUGAUGCCAAAGAUUCAAAGGAUCCUUUUCAAGAACUUCCAUUGCAAGCUGCCUACUCUCUGUCAGAUAUCUCACAUCAGGUCUUUGAUCAGUAUAGUAAAGUGUUCACUAUCAAAUUACAGUAUAUAUUUUACAAAGAGAGAGCUGGUAUUAGACCUGGACAAGUUUCGAAAAUGCAGAAACUAACAGAUAAAAUUGGAUUUCUAGCCAAGGCAGUGGAAGAUGCAGAUUACCAAGGGGUUAAAGAGUUUGCUAGUGAUAUGAAGAAGCUUGGUGUUCCACUGGAGCAUGCUCCACAAAUAUCAGAGCUUCUCAAGCUGGCAAGCAUCAGCUAUGAGGAUAUGAAACAGUUUUCAGUGUGUAUUGAGGAACGGCUCUUUAAGAUUGAUGUACAUAGAGACAGGGCUCUUACCUAUAAGACAGAAGAGGUUCAGAUGACAGCAGUUGAUGAGGUUUAUGUUGAGCAGAACUCAGAAGGUCAUAUCACAAAACAUCUCUGCAGGGUUAGGGUCUUCUUCCUUUCAUUUUUGUCUGGGAUGCCUGAAGUGGAUGUGGGUGUAAAUGAUAUGACUAGAAUGGGACUUGAGGUAGUUGGUCGACAUGACAUCCUUCCUGUUCCUACAGAGCAGUGGAUCAGAUAUGAAGACAUAGAAUUUCACAAUGUGGUUAACACAAAGGCAUUUGAGGCUGAAGACCACAUUAUCAAAUUUCAGCCUCCAGAUGGAUGCUAUAUAGAGGUUAUGAGGUUUAGAACCCGACCUCCAAGAUCAAGAGAACUUCCUAUGAAGGCUAGAUGUGAUUUUAUAAUAAACGGGAACAAGGUGGAGAUCCGAGCAGAUAUAAUGGUUCCGUAUCAUGCCACGAAGGCCUGGGGUCAGGUACCUUGUGAGGAUGUUGCUAUGCGUAUACCUCUACCUGAAUGCUGGAUAUAUCAGUUCAGGACAGAGAAGCAUAAUCUCUCCCUCUCACAGGUUCGCGAUGCUCUAAGCUCCGGAAGCAUAAACCUGGCUACUCGGAUGGGAUCGGUUAAAAGUGCGCAUAGAAGAGCUGGCAAAGUUAAAGGAAUUGACAGAUUUCUGGGAACACUAGAGACAGCUAGCCAGGAACUCAUGGAAACAUCAUCAGGUACAGCCAAGUAUGAACAUCAACACAAAGCUAUUGUUUGGCGGGUUCCACGUCUCCCCAAACAGGGCCAAGGUUCCUACACUAACCAUGAGUUCGUAUGUCGUCUUACAUUGACCAGUUUCGAUCAGAUGCCGGAAAAUUUUGAGAAGUUUUGCUACCUAGAGUUCACCCAGCCAGCUACAGCUGAGAGCUAUACUGUUCUCAGAUCAGUCUCUGUUUCAGAAGGAUCAGGUGAGCCCCCGGAGAAGUUUGUCAAGUAUCUGGCUCGUCAUGAAUACAAGGUUGGAAUAAAUUUCCGUGAAGGAAAGGAGCAGGACGCAUACAGGGGAGCUACAGCUGCUCCCCCUCCACCCCAACCAGAGGAAACCACGGAAGAAAUGCGCGAAUACGAAGAUUUUCCAGAAAACGACGCGGCAAAGGACUCAGAUUCAGAUUCGGACUAAACAGGACUACUACUGUGAAGAACUAUGAAAAUACUCAAAAAAAUGUUUAAAGUUUUAUUAAAAAUAAGUUAUAUAUAUAUAUAACAGAACCUCAAACAAACUUUGUAAUCUCAAUGCUCCAUCAUCCUAUUUAUUCGCGGAAACUUUCGCAGAUUUAUGAUUUGUUCAAAACUAAUCUGCUGAUUCAGUGAUCUUGCUUCACUGGAGAUUGCAAAACUUUUAAUGUAUAUUGUUUACAUGCCGUUUUAUUAGACAAAUUGUAGUUGGCAAGUCAUCUUUGUAUGUCUAUGUACUGUAUGUCUAUGUACUUUACAUGUACAUCGUUUUUUUGCUAUUAUAAAGUAAAAAUAUACUAUUCUGGGAUCAAA
Molecule: messenger RNA, 7027 nt
Organism: Eurytemora carolleeae
Lineage: Eukaryota; Metazoa; Arthropoda; Copepoda; Calanoida; Temoridae
Biological process (GO): regulation of endocytosis; synaptic vesicle endocytosis; clathrin-dependent endocytosis
Cellular component (GO): AP-2 adaptor complex; synaptic vesicle
Molecular function (GO): clathrin-cargo adaptor activity
Source: RefSeq, a predicted model, not a curated record